Salvelinus sp. IW2-2015 is the source of this 1852-nucleotide messenger RNA. The record is from RefSeq and is a predicted model, not a curated record. NCBI's taxonomy places the organism in Eukaryota, Metazoa, Chordata, Actinopteri, Salmoniformes, Salmonidae.
AACAGGCGCCGACAUUUUGUGCAGGAGACAUUUUACUGUGGACUGCAGCUCAUAUCCUCGAUUGAUGUCUGUAACCUGGUUAUAGGAAUAUAGGCUAGCCUACUCUUGUCGUGGCAUAUUUUUGAGGUUAAAACCGUCUUUGGAUCYACAGCGUGACAAGUAUAGACUARUCAGAACAUGUUGCAGUAAUAAUUGUUUACUGAAAUGACCGAAUAAMRUUCCGSUCAUUAUUUGGRAACUUGUCUGUGAGGAAGAAAACGGAGUAACAGUCGGGACCAUUUCUUGYAGACAGACGGCGCACUCACACUCAUUGAACUCUAUCGGACUUUACAUUCUAUACCCCUAGACAUUAGUUUGACACAUUGUUGUCUAUGAUUAACAGGACUGGUGGUUAGUAGCCUACAACAAUCAACAAUGAGCAGACCUGGAUUCACUACAGCCCCUCAUCCUCCUGAUGUCAGGAUUGUGCUGCUGGGUAAAACUGGAGUGGGGAAGAGUGCAACAGGAAACACCAUUCUGGGUCAAGACGUGUUUCACUCAGCUUUGGGCUUUUCCUCAGUUACCAUGAAAUGUCAAGAGAGAACUGUUCUCAUUGGACAGAACAGAGUCAGUGUGGUUGACACUCCAGACUUCUUCUAUGCAACACACACACAGGAGGGUUUGAGUUCAGAGAUAGAGAGAUGUAUCCACCUGUCUGACCCUGGACCCCAUGCAUUUAUCUUUGUUCUAACUCUUGAUACUUUCACUGAGCAGGAGACAGAUGUAGUCACUGCAUUUGAGAAAUGUUUUGGUGAAGUAGCUUCAAGAUACACAAUCAUUGUCUUUACUCAUGGAGACGAGCUGAACAACAGAACAAUAGAGGAAUUAGUAAAGAACAAUGUUAAGUUGUCUGAGCUCAUUGAAGAGCGUGGUUGGAGAUAUCACGUCCUUAACAACAAAGACAGAGCCAAUAGAAACCAGGUGACCGAGCUGCUGGAAAAGAUUCUCUUCAUGAUGUAUGUGAAUGACGGUAGAUGUUACACACAUGACAUGCUGCAGGAGGCACAAAGAAAGGCAAGAGAACUGACUGAGUUGAUGAAAGAGGAGAGUCUCAGGGAGGAAGAGAGGAAAAGACAAGAACACCAGAGAUUGUUGGAGAAGGUGGGAAGAGAGACAGAGGAGAGAGUAUGGAGAGAGAUGGAGGAGAGAGUAGGGAGAGAGACGGAGGGCAGAGUAGGGAGAGAGACGGAUGAGGAAGUUAAAAGAAAGAGUGAAAGGGAAAACAUGGCAAGAGAAGAAGGGGAAACGAGGGGAGAGGAAUCAGAGACAGAAAAUGGGGAAGAAAUGAUAUUGCUUGGCUCUCGACAUAACACACUAGAUUGGUUUAAAAGGCAUCAGGCAUUUAUUUUGAUGUGUUUUGCUGUGCUAAUUAUCAUGGUUGCCAUUAUAUUUAGAAUUUUGUGUUAAUGUGUGAAAGAAACCAAUAGGGUCAUUCCAACAAUAGAGUACCUUUUGGGUAGUUUAAUUUGGUAAGAGCACAUGUUCAACGUCAUCUUAAACAUAAACUUCACUUCUCAAAUAGAAAAAUAUAAAUAAAUACUAUAGUAAGGCCUAUUAAGUGCCAAAUAAAGUAACAGAUUGAUUUAUAACAGGGUUGAGUUUUUCAUCUUAAAUCAGCCAUAACUCCCAUUCUGACUGGGGGAAUGGAAGCUUGUUGUGUGUAACAGGGAGGGCAAUUGAAUGCAAGCUUCACCAAAAAUAAUCUAUCAAUGUUAUGUUAUGCUCGACCUGCGCAGUGUUCCACAAAACACCAGAAAAUGGCCAAAAAGAGUAUGCCCAGCUCACCUGCUUUUACACUAUGAUUUAACUACUA